Molecule: messenger RNA, 2463 nt
Organism: Scophthalmus maximus (turbot)
Lineage: Eukaryota; Metazoa; Chordata; Actinopteri; Pleuronectiformes; Scophthalmidae
Gene: tapbp.1
Product: TAP binding protein (tapasin), tandem duplicate 1
Exons: 8
Coding region: 114-1445 (443 amino acids)
Biological process (GO): antigen processing and presentation of endogenous peptide antigen via MHC class I
Cellular component (GO): membrane
Source: RefSeq, a predicted model, not a curated record
ACGUGAAAGUGAAAGCAUCAUGAAGCGGGACAGCAGGGGAAAACCAGCGAACUUCACUUAAAGAGUAGUUACUGUUACAACACCAACUGACAGCAGAGAGGAAACAAUCAGCCAUGACGGACCUUUCUACGAUUUACAAAAUAUGCCUGGUCGCUAUUACCUGCUUCCUCCAUGCCUGCAGCAGCAGUAGCAGCAGCUGUCCGGAGCUGGAGUGCUGGUUUGUGCAGGAGAAGGUGGGUCGAGGAGGAGGUUUGACUCCAGCUACAACCCAGGAGAAGUCCCUGCUGUACAUCGGAACAGACACAAACGGCCGCGGUGCAGCGUCCCGACAGACUCCAUCAGACAUCCACCCUGACAAAGUCUACUUCGUCACAGACCCAGCAGCCACGCUCUGCCACCGCUCCCUCAGCCGACCCAGAGGCUCUGUCAAGAAGCCCCAGUGUGAGAUCAGCCCCUUCCUGCACGCGCCCUCCUCCCUCAGAUGGGUUGCUCCUCUCACGGACUCUGGCCUCAGCCCCGUGUACCUGCAGGCCGAUUGGUUUUCGGCUGCGCUACAGGGGUUCAACAAACAGCUGGUCAUUUCCAGCGUCAUGCGUGCUCCCACGGCAACCAAAGAGCCAAAUGUGAUCCUGAGUGUGACCAGUAAAACGGUCUCCGUGCAGGCCAGACUUGGGAAACCGGUGCUGCUGGACUGUGGCUUCUGGUUAGACCCUUCAUCGCCUCUGUCCCGGUCGGGUUUUGCCGUCGAGUGGCGCUACCAGUUCAGAGGCAAAGGACACCUCGUCCUGGCUUACGAUGGCAAGACGGACCGCGUGGCCGAUUCACAGGAGGAAGGGGCCGCACUGGACUAUGAGGCUUUGCACAAGAAAGGAAACGCGUCGCUGACCCUGCAGGAGGCUAGAGUGCGUCACUCGGGGAUGUACAUUUGCACAGUGUAUCUGCCGUACCUUCUGGCUCAGGUGUCGCUGGAGCUUGAGAUUGUAGAACCUCCAUCCCUCUCCAUCCAGCCCUCCCCGCUGCCACUCGCUGUUCCCGGCCAGACUCUGAUUGUCCAGUGUGACGCGUCCGGCUUCGCGCCGCUCUCCCUGGAGCUGAGCUGGGAGUUCAAAGGCGCUGACGGGAAGUCCAGGCCUCUGGGAGCAGGCAGUGUAACGGGCCACAGGCAGGCCUUGGACGGCACCUACAGCCAGAGCACCCGGCUGGAGCUGGACACCUCGAAAGUCGACCUGGGCACCGGGGGAGAGCUCACCUGUGUGGCUGUCCAUCCCGGAGGCACGCGGCGGGCCAGCACGCCCCUCAGUGUCAUCGGGUUCAGUUCUCCCUCCGUUGAGGACUCGAUGGCAAUGGUUGGUGUGGCGCUCGUGCUCUAUGGUCUCAUCAAGUUGGUCUCCUGGACCUGUUUCAGCUCAGAUGUGGCUGAGAAACACGAGAAGAAAGAGAAUUAAAGAAGAAAGAAGUCAACUGAUGUGUGAUACUCAACCACCAAACGUUGGAGUGACUGUUUUCCUCUUUGUUAAUAUCUAUCUUUGUGAUAAGUCUGUGUAAACUUUUACUUUUAGACAGGGUUUUUCUUCAGUUAUUUUUGUCUACAGAUCCCGCUGGAUAACGUCUGCUUGAGCUCAUAUUUAUUCAAUUCUAUUUGAACAGUUUUUUUAUAUUUCAUGUUAUUACUAGGCAAGAAUCGUGUAUCAGGGAGAAUUUUAUUCCAUUUGAAAAGGAUUCCAUUUGUCUGCUCGGUCUCAAAAGGCCUGUUGUAAUAUUCUUCUUUUAAACUUCGUGUUGACUUCUUUGUCCGUCUGAAUUCUGUAUUUUAGAAAAAAUAGAAACACUGGAGAAAACCGCCCCCCCCCCCCAAAAUUGUGAAAUUGUGCUCCCCUGUGCUUACAAUACAAAAAUAUAAGAUAAGAAAAGAUUUUCCUUUAUUUGUCCCACAACGGGGAAAUUUGGGAUAUGACCACUGAAGGAACGCAGCUGUGUGUGUGUGUGUGUGUGUGUGUGUGUGUUUGUGUGUGUGUACUGACUAAACUGUCCGAACUUGCAAUUUGAAUCUUAUUUUUGUAAAAAAAAAAAGUGACAAUUAUUGUAUAUUCUAAAAAUUUUAAUUGGUGCGUUAUGUCUAUAUUGUCAUCACAUGUUGCUCAUUAUUUUCAUUGUGUGUGUCUGUCAUCCAGACUAAAAUCGGAAUGAUGCUUUAUCCAUUAAUGAAACAUAAAAUGUACUUAGAAAUGAAAAGAUAAUGUUACAAACAGAGCACGUGAUUCUGUUGGAGAAGACAAUUCGGAAUUUAAAAAAAUAAUAAUUCAUUUUGUAGUGUAGGUGUGAUAACAUUUCAUUAAAAUAUUUCUCAGAAUAAUCUUUUGUUUAUGUUUUUCCUGAAACAUACUGGUACAUUGUGUAAAAAAAGAAGAAGAUAAAAUCUGUGACUUCCGUUGUUCUUUUCAGAAUAAAGUGACAGCGAACUCA